GUGGACGCGCUAAACAGAGCAACCCAAAAUCUCAAAUUCGCCCUUACCAUCUUUUAAGGGAGACCUAAAACUUUGCCGGCUGCCUUGUUUCGACGCACUUUUGCUUCCUACAAUUUCCAGCUUUUUAGACUUCAAGGAAAUCCCUAUCUUGGAUCACUGCUUCAUGCGCUCCCGUAGAGUCUACAAGGCUGUGUGUGACCUCUCCCCCUCCCCUCCCACGACCUCUGAACCCCGGUCAACCUUCACCCCCUCCCCUCCCUGAGGCCAGACUGUGAUCCAUGGCGCUGGAGAAGCUUCUGCGUUUCGGGAAGCAGUUGCUGAGGGUGAAGGUGGUGGACUGUAACACAGAGGACUCCCGUCUGUCCCGAUGCCUCAACACUUUCGACCUGGUGGCCCUGGGCGUGGGCAGCACGCUGGGUGCUGGUGUCUAUGUGCUGGCUGGCGCCGUUGCACGAGAGAAUUCAGGUCCUGCGAUUGUGUUGUCUUUCCUGAUAGCAGCCCUGGCCUCAGUAUUAGCCGGUCUGUGCUAUGCUGAGUUUGGAGCCCGUGUCCCAAAGACAGGCUCAGCUUAUCUUUACUCCUAUGUGACUGUUGGGGAACUCUGGGCCUUCAUCACUGGAUGGAACCUCAUCCUCUCCUAUAUCAUUGGUACCUCCAGUGUGGCCCGAGCAUGGAGCGCUACCUUCGACGAGUUGGUAGGGAAGCGCAUCGAGCAGUUCUGCAGAGAGUACAUGUCCAUGAAUGCACCGGGUGUAUUAGCACAGUACCCUGACAUGUUUGCUGUUGUCAUUAUAAUCACCUUAACAGGUCUGCUGGCAUUUGGGGUCAAAGAGUCAGCAAUGGUAAACAAGGUGUUUACGUGUAUCAACAUCCUGGUCUUGUUGUUCAUGGUCGUCUCUGGCCUGGUCAAAGGCACUUUAAAGAACUGGCAGCUUGACCCUGAAGAGAUCCUUCAUGCCAAUUAUACCAGUAACUCCAGCCUCAAUCUGACAGAAACCCUGCCAAGCAAAGAGAUAUUAGGAGUGGGCGGCUUCAUGCCGUUUGGUUUCACAGGUGUCCUUUCAGGAGCUGCUACCUGCUUCUAUGCCUUUGUUGGAUUUGACUGCAUCGCCACCACAGGUGAAGAGGUGAAGAACCCCCAGAGAGCCAUCCCCAUUGGCAUCGUAUCCUCGCUGCUCAUCUGCUUUGUAGCAUACUUUGGUGUUUCUGCAGCCCUCACCCUCAUGAUGCCCUACUACCUGCUGGACAGCAAAAGCCCCCUGCCUGUAGCCUUUAACUAUGUGGGCUGGGGAGGAGCCAAAUACGCCGUAGCUGUAGGCUCUCUUUGUGCUCUGUCUACGAGCCUGCUGGGUGCUAUGUUCCCUAUGCCUCGUGUGAUCUGGGCUAUGGCCGACGAUGGGCUGCUUUUCAAGUUCAUGGCCGAGAUCAGCCCCCGCACCAAAACCCCGCUAACUGCAACCCUCACCUCUGGCAUAGGGGCAGCUAUCAUGGCAUUUCUGUUCGACCUGAAGGACCUGGUGGACCUGAUGUCAAUAGGGACCCUGCUGGCCUACACAUUAGUGGCUGCCUGUGUUCUGGUUCUGAGGUACCAGCCCGAGCAGCCCUCUCUUGUGUAUCAGAUGGCCAAUACCCAGGAUGAGGGGGAGCUGAGCGAUGGCAUCAGUGUCCCUAGUAUGGGCAUGCUGCCCGGUAUGGAGGAGAAGUUCAGUGUCAAGACCCUCCUGUUCCCAGACAACUCUGAACCAUCCACAUUGUCGGGCUUCUCUGUCAACAUCUGUGCCUCUAUGUUGGGAACAUUAAUCCUGGCAUUCAGUGUACUGGCAGUGCAGGGGGGCACUGCUGUGUGGAACGUCAUAGCCCUCAGUGUCAUCUUCAUGGUGUGUCUCCUCCUCACCUUCAUCAUCUGGAGACAGCCUGAAAGCAAGACGAAACUCUCCUUCAAGGUUCCACUGCUGCCCUUCAUUCCAGUGAUCAGUAUGUUUGUAAAUGUGUACCUGAUGAUGCAGCUGGACAGAGGCACUUGGAUACGAUUUUCUGUUUGGAUGGCUCUAGGUUUUGUGAUCUACUUCUGCUAUGGCAUUCACCACAGCGCUGAGGCCGCUCUGGCCCGCUCAUCUCCAGAAACAGAGAUGGACAGUUUCAAACAUGACCACAAUUCAGAGGCCAUGUCACCAGAGAAGGAGGCCUUCCUGCACAACGGCAUUGAUGCCAUCGACGAGGACGAUGGAGAUUUGUAGACUGCAUUAGAACAUGCUGUGUACAUUUCCAACUCCCCUGACACCAGUCUGUGUGUGUAUUAUUUUCGACUGGACGACUCCCCUUGCUGGCAGCACUCCGGUUUGGACAAAGCAAUAAUAAAUAACUUUGACCUAAAAUCCCCAAACCUGUGACUCUCACCCUUGACUGCCAGGCAGAAAACAGAAAAGUGGCAUAUUGGCACUUCUUUAGCCAUAAUAGACAUGUUCUGUUAUUCGAGUAUUUUGUAAUAAGCUUGUUACCCCUUCUGUUUGGCCUUGAGCUUCAGCUGCUUGUUAUCACUUUGCUGUCUGAGGGGGAAGGGCUCAUGCUGGAGACACAAAACAUCUCAGUGUUUCAGGGAGGUUAAGUUGAGGUCUGGGUAAGAGUACAUUGCUGGCAGUAGGACUAUGCGCACAUGUGUAACAGCUUUCGUCUGGAUGCCAGAAUGUUCAACAGUAAUACAUUUUCUUGUCUUUCUGUUUAUGAAAACAUAUCUACUGUAUAUAUAUAUAUAUAAAUGAUUCUGAAAAUCAGAUAACACAAUAUGUAUUUCAUACAGAUUGGUACCAUUAGCUACAUUCUCAUAAACCUGCCAACUCUUAUGUAACUGAUGUUGAAAUGCUGCUCUAACAGUCCCCCAGACGAGUGAGAGCUUGCACAAUACACUGCAACACGCUUGUCUGUGACAUAAUUCCCUGUGUUCACUAGCAGAAAAGGGUGGUCGGGCCAAUGGCUGUGCAUACAGUACAAGCUGGCCAGCAGGGAGCUGUAGUUUACAGUUUCCAUGAGUCUAAUUUUAAAUCCGAAGGACUACAUUGAUACCGUCAGUCACAAGCCUUGGAUCUGGCUGCAAAUGAUGAUGCUGAAAUGUCUGUACCAAGACACUUAACGACGUAUCCUGUUGGACAGUUCAUUACUCUGAGACACAGCGAUUCAGAGGAAGUGUCUAAAGCCUGACAGGAACAUUUUAAAUUUCUCAAAGUGAAAAUAUGCUCUCUUAUUUGGCAUAUUUAAUGCCCAUGGUAAAUAGGUGGAAUCUGGUUUGUGAAUCCUGAUAUAAGUUGAGCUGGCCUGACUCCAGAGCUUUGAAUCCACCCUCAUGAAACAGCAGUUUUUCCGUUGAAAAGGACCCAGUGAGGACUAAUGAUUAGCCAGUCAGCACCAUAGGCGGGACUAAUGCCGGCACCAUCGUCAAGCUGUGCGGCAGAACCAAUGUGGAGUGAUCACAAUGGCGACUACUUUAGACAAGAUAGACGCUGCUUUCAAUACUGCCUGAAAUCGUGGUUUGAUAUACCUCACUGCCGCCCCACUCCAACCAAACCGGUAUGCUGGCAUGGCGACGCAUCAGUUUGGACUUAAGGUGACCUUAGAUUCAGGUGGAUACAUUGGUCUCUAGUAAUUGGUUAGGAGACAGUCCAAUCCCCCUCCCCACGGGAAACACUUGGAGUGGAGGCAAGGUCAGACUGAAGAUGGACACGGAGUGUAACGAGUUGGCAAUUGUGUCUGAUAUCCGGCAAAUGUUGAGUAUCAGGUGAAGACAGUGACAGCUGCUGAAUGUCAGUUAACGCCAUGUAACAUUAGAUGAUAGUGGAUUUUCACAGUGCUGGCUGCUGUGUCUUUUUGCAACUGUAACUUGUAACAUUUAGCUUGUCUUUAAAAAAAAAAGAAGAAGUCAGGCCGAUCUUUUUUUUCUCAUGUUCAAUUUGGAAGAAUGUAUUUGUUCUCAGUUUAUAUAGACCUUUUCUCAUGUUUAUUAAUGUCUUUUUAUUACCCACUUCCUAAAAGAUGUUCAUUUCCAAUGUGCUUUUGAGAUUAGGACUCUGACUCGGCUUAAUAUUUAUAAUUAAGUUAAAGCCUAUGAAAAAUAUGAUCCGGAAGAAUUCGCCACACUUGUACAUUUAUUUACAUAAAUUUUUUAAAAUUUGUUUCUUUUCAUUAAAAUGUCUAAUGCGUUUAGAUAUUUUUCUCUUUUCAUAAACAUAAAAAAAGUGUAUCAUUUCACUCAUGGUGCCUACAUUACCCACAAUGCAACUCAGCUUCCAACAGAUCAGUUGGAAAUUGGGGUGUGUUAUGCUUGUAGUGGUGGCUUAUGUAGCUAUUCAUUUUUGAAUUCAAUUUCAAUUAUCUAUAUUUUCAGAUUUGUCUUCAGACCUAACCAACUUUGACUCAAGUUACAUCAGACUUUAUGCCUCUUCCUCUUGAGCCACAACAAAACGCAACUUUAAUGCAGUAGUAAUCCACAAGAUGUGUAAACAGACUCUAGAGACGGUGUGACAAAAGUUUAAUUCGUCAUUUAAAUGCAGGUCUGUUAGUUUUAGCCUUUCAAUGCAUUAACUGCUGUUUUGGGAAUCCUUUACAACAAUGUACCUGUCUAUAAGUAGACACGUGUAAUCAAGACUGUGUAUAUAAGAUAUUGUUUAUAUUUCUUGUAGUAAAUUAUUUGUAAAUUGGAGAAAAGGCUUAUGUUAUGUUGCCCUGUUUGUAUCUGAUAUUGUGCUCCUUAUAUUGUGUUUACAUGAUCAGUGCAACUAAAACUUCAUCCUCAGGGUUGGAAAAGUCGCUGCCUUCACCUUCUUUUGUCAUUUCUUAACCAUUGAUGCCUCAUUAAUAAAAACAAUUGUUGGAAUAACACCAGUGGUGGAAAGUAACUAAGUACAUUUACUCAAGUACUGUACUUAAGCACAGAAUAAUUCUACUCCGGUACAUCUCAGAGCUCUUUUCAGAUAAUUUUUCAUACCCUUCCUGUCCAGUGAAAACCGUGUAUCUCCAUAUUUGGUGAUUUAUUUUAUCUUUUUUAAAUAAAGUAAAGAAUAUAGUUUUCCUUGUGGGGUUAAAAAUACAUUUUACUUCUUCUCACAAGACAGCGACACCAUAAAUAUAUGAUGAACUUACAGACAACAAUGCAUUGCUGUAGAUUCAACUACCCAACAGUGUAUAAAGGAGUUAAAAUGACCACACGUGCACAUCUAUAGAAGUAAAAUGAAACAUACACAUUAAUGCAGUGGUAAUAUUAAUCAAAAAACAUCAUAUAUAAUGGUAAAACACUGGCAGGAAACUUUUUACUUUUACUUUUCACAUGUUGUUGAUAAUACUUACACACUUUUAUUUGAGUAAAAUAUACAAAUACUUCUUCCACCACUGUAAUAAAACACUAAACUACAGGAUAUCAGCAUGACUGUGGCAGAAACGAGAUUUUGGGGGUCAUACUGGGCUGUAGUAGACGUGUAAUAAUAAUUUGUGACAAGUAUCACUUUGAUCAAAUAUGCAUGGCUGAUUUUUCUAGAGCUUUCUGUAGUUUGUGUUCCCAACACAUUAAUAUAUCUUGCUGAGUUGUUACACAAAGUAAUUACACUGAAAUCCAGGAUUACAAGAAUGCAGAUACACAGGAAGUCAAAGCAUAUUAACUUUAUAUGAUUAAUAGGAAGCUGCCUACGCACAGUAUGACAUAACAGUAUAACAACAAUAUAACUGAUUAAUGUUUUAAAUUAAAGUCUCCGUGUUAAGUUUAAAACAUACAAAGGGAUUCAUGUGUAUUUUAAAAAGUCUAUCUUCUGGCAUAAUCAGUACUUGUUUAUCCUUCACGUCAUGCCAAACCUUAGUGUUUACCUUUGAAAUAAAUGCUACACAUACAGGCCUAUAAACAGAUAAAAGAAGGAGCUUCUUCUUUUUCCCUUUGAUGCUUUAAAAAUCAACGGUCUUUAUCUUUCCAAUUACAUUACAUGUGUCACAUUAUCAGGCUUUUGAUGUGAUGUUGAUGAUGGCUUCAUGUUUAUGGCAUUCAGCUGUGAUUUCAUCACAUUCUCAGACUUUACUCCCCUGUUUUGUUUGCAUUUUCUGUGGUCAUUGUUGGAUUACAGUGUGUUCAAUAGUGUGUUAAUGUUGAAAAAAAGCACAAAUAAUAGUCUGUAUAUGUGGGUGACAUCAGGGGUUCUUGUUUUGUUAUUCAUAACUGGCCUCAUUAGGGUUUUUUUUAAUGGAGCUUUCAGUCGAAUCCCACAACCUUCUUCAUCAGAUGGAGGCAGCUCAGUUGCCAACAACUACAUCUGCUGAAGAAGACCAAGAGAUGCAGCUGAAAGCUCCAUAAAAAGCUAUUAAAUGGGCUUUGAGUUAUGUUUUUUUUUCUGAUGUUUUGUAUAUUUUCAGGCACCUGUAGCCUAUACAUGUAAUAGGCCACUAUAAACUGGGUUUUCUGUCAAGGUUACAUGUAUGUAUCCUCGGCAGGUAAAAGUACCCACGAUUCUUAGUGUACGUGUUUUUUUUAAGUGUCAUCCUGAAAUAUAUUCCUCCUAAAAUUCACAUGAAUCUCAAACUGUACAACAAAAUCAGAGAGCGUCAAAAUUAUCACAGUAUCCUGAAACCUCCUCAGUCUGCUGAGGGUUAAUGACGCACACGUGAGGACACUCGUUAACCUGUUCCAACAUGUAGGAUCCUUUCUUGGAAAGACUCGUCCUACCAAGAAAGGAUCCUUGACUUUGAGAAACACUAACUGUGUUUGGCGCCAUUUGCUGGUAUUAUUAGGAACGACCUGACCCAGAGGUACUAAGAAAGAGGAUCUGAGAAAAUCAUGGAUUAUUAUUAUUAUAUUAUAAUUUUUUUUUUCUAGGAAGAAAAACAUAAACCCAAUCAAACAAAAAUCCCACACAUAAAAACUUUCAUAUCAAUGUCACCAUAUCGGCGCUCACUAUCUUCUUGUCCCCUUGUCGUCUGUUUGUCUUUUUGUUCAAGUGUUUGUAUGUUUCACUUGCUCCUGUAAAUAAAAUGACCUUUUUAACAUCCA
This is a messenger RNA of Epinephelus lanceolatus (giant grouper), 7015 nucleotides long. RefSeq names its product solute carrier family 7 member 1a (gene slc7a1a). Gene Ontology annotation, biological process: L-ornithine transmembrane transport; L-arginine import across plasma membrane. Gene Ontology annotation, molecular function: L-ornithine transmembrane transporter activity; L-lysine transmembrane transporter activity; L-arginine transmembrane transporter activity. Lineage: Eukaryota; Metazoa; Chordata; Actinopteri; Perciformes; Serranidae. The record is from RefSeq and is a predicted model, not a curated record. Gene Ontology annotation, cellular component: plasma membrane.